Messenger RNA from Leptosia nina, 849 nucleotides. The record is from the annotation of a GenBank genome assembly. NCBI's taxonomy places the organism in Eukaryota, Metazoa, Arthropoda, Insecta, Lepidoptera, Pieridae.
AUGGCGUUGAACGCGAAGGAGGUGGUCCGCGUCUUUGCCUGCAGCUCACAAUUAUCAUAUAAUCUUACAAGACUGAAAUAUUCUUUCAUUGCAAACCCUGUUAAAAGGGCUUUAUGUAAUAUGAAAAGUGAAACGGACGCUUUUAAAGGUACGUUGAGAGCUUUGAAGAAAUCAGUCGUACCGAUUGAAAUAGAGUUGGAAAGCAUCGUGGAAGUGCAGAAAACGAAAGCGGAAAAUGAUCUUGUCAACGAUAUGUUUAACAUACUGCACAAACCUAUUUUUCAGGAUAAAUAUCGGCAAAUCUCUCACGCUGUUAUGUCCUGCAUGCAAGUAUUUUCUCUUUCCUAUGAUAUUUGCUUUAACUUGGUACCGAUGGACGCUGGAAUCCUUUGCUGGCCUCUGAUGCUUCCCAAUGCUUGUAAUAUCCACCGUUAUCUUGGACCGAUUUGUAAUUUUCAGGAUGAGUUGGAUCCAGGCCUGGGAGAGGGCUACGUAUAUUUAAAGAAAGCGUCAAAAACGUUUACAGAGAAUUUGAUCAAUGUGAAUGUAGUAUGCAGAGAAAUUCCGGACAAGACCGAUGAUCAGUUUCACACUACUAAGUUGACCGCUGAACAAUUAGUCGAAGCGUUUGAAGUGAAAUACUACGUGAUGCAGGGCGCUGUUGUUAUCGUCAAUGUGUGUCUGGCUUUACUAUUUUUGAGACUUGUGACGUCAGCGCAAAGUUAUCACGACCUUUACUUAACUAGUAUAGACUAUGAUAAUGUUUAUAUCACGGGAUACUUCAAGAGAAUUGAUGGAAGGCGUAAAGAGAAACAUAAGUGUUCAUUGUUGCCAUUGAAAAAGGUGUAG